GAUAAGAAAGCUCGAGUACUUUACUGAAGCUCCCAAGGCAGAACAGCCCUAAAUCUUUAAGUUCCGUUCGAUCUUGAUCAACUAUUACCGUGCACCGAGUUACCCAAUGUGCAAUCCCGAAUUAUCAUGCACAUCGUAAUUACAUCCUUAGUGCACGUGUGACCGUGUGCAGCCGCGCGUAAGGCGCAUCGUGUUACGUAAACCCAAAUUCGUAUUCUAACGCGGUGUCAGUUCCUCCACGGGUUUUGUUUCCGAAACGGGACCAAAACGCCUGAUCCCUGUCAAGUGUCAAUCAAGUUUAGUGUGUGAUGUUUCAAAGCCGUGGAUGUGGCAAGUGCUCGGAAUGAGAGGCGUCUGAGAACUCAAUUAACAGUUGAUUUUGGUUGAAACGAGGAAGAAAACAGGAUAAUUUAACAUGGGGAAUCUAAUCACAUGUGGACCGAAUAGAGCCAUCAUUAUUUCAGGAGGAUGCUGCGGCUCCGCAAACAAAAGGACCAUCGUUGGAGGUUGGGCAUGGGCCUGGUGGUUCGUUACCGAUGUCCAAUAUCUAUCCUUGGAGGUGAUGACAUUGAACCCCAUGUGCCAGAGCGUGGAAACAUCUCAGGGUGUGCCCUUGACCGUGACCGGUGUGGCUCAGUGCAAAAUCAUGAAAGCUGACGAACUCCUGCAAACGGCCUCCGAGCAGUUCCUCGGCAAAUCCACAAGAGAAAUCGAAUCCACCAUCCUUCACACCCUCGAAGGCCACCUCCGUGCAAUUUUAGGUACCCUGACGGUGGAGGAGGUGUACAAGGACCGGGACCAGUUCGCGGCGUUGGUGCGGGAGGUGGCUGCCCCUGACGUGGGCCGCAUGGGCAUCGAAAUCCUCUCAUUCACCAUCAAAGACGUCUACGACAACGUCCAGUAUCUGGCCAGCUUGGGCAAGGCACAGACGGCCGCCGUCAAGAGGGACGCUGACGUUGGCGUCGCCCAGGCCAAUCGGGACGCCGGAAUCCGGGAAGCUGAAUGCGAAAAGUCAGCAAUGGAUAUCAAAUACAACACAGACACAAAGAUUGAAGAUAAUUCCCGAAUGUACAAACUUCAGAAAGCCAAUUUUGACAAAGAAACCAACACUGCUAAAGCAGAGGCACAGUUGGCCUACGAACUCCAAGCAGCCAAAAUUCGACAGAAAAUCAGGAAUGAAGAAAUUCAAAUCGAGGUUGUUGAAAGGAGGAAGCAGAUUGAGGUCGAGGAGCAAGAGGUUCAAAGGAAAGAACGCGAACUUAACGCAACAGUCAGACUUCCGGCCGAAGCAGAAAGCUACAAGGUUCAAACAAUUGCCGAAGGAAAAAGAACUCAGACAGUAGAAGUCGCCAAAGCUGAAGGAGAGAAGACCAAACUUGUAGGAAGUGCUGAGGCCUUUGCCAUCGAAGCUAUCGGGAAAGCUGAGGCAGAGAGAAUGAAGUUGAAGGCAACGGUUUAUAAAAGUUACGGAGAUGCUGCAAUCAUGUCGCUUGUCCUCGAUGCAUUACCAAAGAUCGCAGCAGAAGUUGCAGCUCCGUUAGCUAAAACGGAGGAAAUUGUUCUAUUAGGCGGCAGCGAUAAUUUAACAAAUGACAUUACUCGACUAUGUGGUCAGCUACCCCCUGCUGUCCAAGCAUUGACUGGCGUUGAUGUGACGAAGGUUCUCAAUAAAGUUGCGGGUACAAAAGCUUAAUACUGCAAUUAAUUUCAAGAGUGUACUGACAUUUAUUUCUAAACUCCAUGUCUCAGUUAUAUAUCAAAAAAAGGUAUUGGCACAAAAUGGCACAACUUAUUCUAAAUUUCAAUGUCAAGAAUUGAUUCUUGUCAUGAAAGAAUUGAAUGUCCACCAACACCUACCAACCCUCGAAAGCUUCUUUAGCAUAUAUACUUCCACUCGUGCCAUUUUCAAUUUUUGAGUAUCAUAAUUUUUAGCGUAAUAAAAUCAGCAAUAUUUUAUUGUUUGUAAAUCAUCAUUUAAAUGUUUUUAGUCAAUUUUUAAAAGACCUAGGUAAUGUUUUUAAGCUGGAAAGUCUCCAUAAACAGCUUUUCAAUUUUUUCUUCCUCCUAAAAUAGAUAUAGAGAACUUGAAGGUUAAAAAUGAAAAUUGUACAAGUAUAUAUUUGGAGAUAGGCUAAUUUUGCAGCCUUUUCGAUUUAAACUUUUCAGAAUAUUAUCAGCGCAUUUUUUUACGAUAUCAUGGGUAUGUGAAUUUUUCCUUGGAUCUGCCCCAAACUUUUUUUCCUCAUUGAACUAUUUACUUUAGAAUACUCAAGAUCAAAGCUUAUUUUUAUAUUUAUAAUUGCAUGCAUGUCUUUCAUGUAUUUUUAAUUUUCUCUGAAUGUUUUACCUGCAGAAACCUUAAGCAAAAUAUAUAAGUACCCCCAACGAUCAUGAUUUUAAACAUAACUUUUUUAUUAUCUGUAAGUUCAAAUUUUCAGCUCUGCAGUCUCCCUAAAUGUAUGCAGUGCCUUUCUUUUUUGAACUUUUCCUGAGUAUUUAGAAACGCACUGAGUUUACAGCAUCCAUGGACCACUGGACAAGGUGCAAAUUUAAGCAUUACGUAUGAUAUGUAUUUUCUGACACAAAUUUCACAUACAAUGAUCACAAUGAUUUGUUCAACAAGCAUUAUUAAAAGUAUAACUUCUAAAUAAGAAAUUGACGUUUCCCCAUGCAAGAAUUUAAAUUUCCUGAUUAUCAAAACCAUAUCCACUAGAGUUAGAUCGAAUAGGUACUAAACAUUACUAUUACAGUCUGUGUAGUAGGUUUAGGAAAAUAUGGCAACCUCAUUAUUGGCGUUUCAGCUCAGCUGUUCCAAGUUGUGCCUACUUUGAGCAACACAGGGCAGGAUAGGAACACUGCUUAAUUAUGCUGCCUGCCAUAACUGCUGUAGUGAUCUAAGGGGACUGUGAUUUUUCUUGUGAGCAAGAAAUUCAAAUUACAUGCAAGGUUCAAAAUAAACGUUAAUAUCUUGCAUUAAAGUUGAUUCCAGUAAUUUUUCCUGCACCGACCAAGUUCUUUGUGAAAUUUUGAAGAUGAAACAUAUAUUUGAAUGCUUUGAUUUGUACUUUUUCUAAUGAGCCCUUGAAAUUUUGGCAAUUUUCUCUUGCUUUUACAUCAACUCUGCAAUUGAAAACCGCCAAAAUUUUGGUUGCCUACCAAAUUUUAAAGAGCUUUAAAAACGAAUUUUUAAUCUGCAUUUAACAGUGUUUCAAACUGCCACCAUAUUUUUGAAUUCCAAGGAUAAAUUUAGAAUAUUUAUGCUCGAUUAAACCUACUUUACGACGCGUGUACUAGCCUUGCCUCAUUUAUAAAUAAUAUUGUUUGUUUAUCUAAAGUAAGAUAUCAGUGAUCAUCUUUCCUUGCACUCAUGCAAUUGCCAGGAUUAAUAAAUGUCUGUUGAUUCAAGGAACAGAAUAGAUUGUAGGAUGUGCUUUUAGUGAAAGUAUAAAAUAAACUUUAAAAAAAUUACACAUUGCUAAUUGUGUUCAAUCACUUACUCUCUCAGAUGAUUUUAUAUAUUUUGUAAAACUCCCUCUUUGUGGCUUUUUAUCUUUUUUUUCUUUAUUGUAAUGAUUAUUUUCAAAUCAUAUUAUUCUUGACCAGGUACUUGUUGGUAUCUCAAGCUUUUUGUUUAAUUGUUUUCGCUUUCAUAUUAUUUGCAGUGCUAGAAUUAUUCAGUGUAACUGUCGUUAUUUUUAAGUUUAUACUUUUUGAGGUACCCAUCUUGAAUUAUUUCUCUACAUUAAAUUUCUGUGCAGAUAAUCAUUACUACUCAUUCAGUUUUAAAAAAAUAAAUUGUUUUUAUUUAUCAA
Messenger RNA from Bemisia tabaci, 3812 nucleotides. It is a transcript of the gene Flo2, whose product is annotated as flotillin-2. Gene Ontology annotation, molecular function: protease binding. Gene Ontology annotation, biological process: regulation of myoblast differentiation; protein localization to plasma membrane. Lineage: Eukaryota; Metazoa; Arthropoda; Insecta; Hemiptera; Aleyrodidae. The record is from RefSeq and is a predicted model, not a curated record. Gene Ontology annotation, cellular component: flotillin complex; cytoplasmic vesicle; plasma membrane.